CAGAGGCGGAGUAUGGGUUCGAUGCAGUGUGGGACAGCUCCUUUUCAGGAUUGGGGUAUAUAGAGCAAUAUACAGGACAAGCUGUUUACAUGUCCACCUUCUAAACAAGUGCUCUGCAGAGUGAGAGGGAAACAAAAAAAGUGUAUGUGUGUGUGUUUACCAGAAUGGAGUGGAUGAGAAAAUGAACCCAGAGAAAAAGGGUGGGGUGGGGCUGCUGACUAUAAGUGCAUCCUAUUGAUCUAUACAGUAUGUCCAUCCAUGCGCAGGCCCAGCCUAGUCUCAGGGGAUGUUGCAAGAGAAAAACAGACCGAGACAGAGCUCUGCUAAAGAAGCAUCUUCAACUAUUCUGAGGAACUGUUCUCCCCAUCUUGUGCUUUCUCUGCUUACUCAGGAAAAAGGUUGUUUAUAUCCAUUUAUUUAUUUGAUUCAUCAGAGUUAUCCAGAGAGCUGCAAAGGUUUCAGGUUGAGUGUCCACCGAGAAGCCAACGGUUAUGAGUCAAGCAUUUGACUGCUCAAGUGGUCACACACUCUGUGGAAUGAAACGGACAUCCUGUGUAGCCCAUCUUUACGAGAGGUCGUGGUGAGCGAACGCAUGUUCAGGUUAGUUAUGUGUUACCAUCGUCUGCUCUUGGUGAGCGGAGCAGGGCUCCUUCUAACAAUCUCCAUCGGGCUGUGUGCCCCAACGGCUGACCAGUACUCUCGUGGAGUGGUAAGUAGGAAACCCUACACGCUUCUUCCAGUCCGGUAAUGACAACCAAUUUAAUAACCUUCAUUAUUCGCAUUUAUGACAUUCCCUCAGAUUCAUAUGACAUGUGAGAUGUACAUAAUUAGAUAUUCAAUACGUUUUCAUACAAUAGACAUUGUUCAAAUAGCCAGAUUGGCAUACUAUGUUCAAUGCUAGUAUUGGGACUCUACUAAUGAUUUACACUAGAUCCUUACUGCCAUUUGCAUUGAAUUAUUUGACUGUGGUGUUGCCCAUAAAUGUUAUGUUUCAGUUAUGUGUUUUAAAUGUAAAGAAAAGCACAUGGUAGUUAUGUGUUUUAAACAAAAGAAAAGCUCAUUGGACUCAAAUGUGGGCACGCUAAUGUUUAACAAUAAAUUGCAUAUAGUGGUGCGUGUUUACAAUAUUCCUUGGAACUGAGGCCAGUGUAUAUACAUACUGUGUGUGUGUGUGUGUGUGUGUGUGUGUGUGUGUGUGUGUGUGUGUGUGUGUGUGUGUGUGUGUGUGUGUGUGUGUGUGUGUGUGUGUGUGUGUGUGUGUGUGUACAACGUGCGUGUAUGUUAUCAUUCUUGAGCUGUCUUUUUCCACAAACAUUUGUGUUUCUUCCACAUGUGCAAACACACUUAAUCACUACUUAUUCUGUAAUAUAUCAAGGAAUUAGGAAUCACUCUGUGGAAUCACUCUGUGUCUCUCUCUCUAUGGAGGACUGGCUGAGUCGGUAUGGGUACCUGCCCCCUCCGGACCCCCGCACAGAGAGGCUCCAGACCAGGGAGGGCAUCCAGAAAGCUCUCCGCCAGAUGCAGAGGUUUGCUGGGCUAGAGGAGACAGGAACACUGGACCAUGCUACUCUUUCUUUGAUGAAGACCCCUCGCUGUUCCCUGCCUGACAUUGUCGGAACGGAAGACCUGAGGAAGAGAAGGAGGAAGAGGAAAAAGAGAUAUGCUUUGACCGGGCUGAGCUGGAAAAAGAAUGAUAUCACCUGGAGUGUGCUCAGCUACCCCUCCCCCUCCCGGUCCCACUCCCUCCACCCCGAACUGGUGGAUCUCAUCCUCACCUAUGCCCUCCGUGUGUGGAGCAACCCCACCCCCCUCAACUUCCAACUUCUUCACCCCUCCCGGGACCACCCCAACCAAGAGGGGGACUUCAGAGUGUCCUUUCCCAGCUCCUACCACGAGGACGGGUACCCCUUCGAUGGCAGAGGGGGCACCCUGGCUCACGCGUUCUUCCCCGGGACGGCGGACAUGGCCGGGGACACCCACUUUGACAAUGGGGAGAGCUGGAGUUACGGGUAUGGAGAUGACAUUGGCACCACUGAUCUCUUCACGGUAGCAGUGCAUGAGUUUGGCCACGCCCUGGGCCUCUCACAUACCUCUUCCAAUCCCUCCAUCAUGAGGCCAUACUACCAGGGGACUGUGGGGGAUAUCCAGAGCUACACACUACCUACAGAUGACAGACUGGGAAUACAGGCUAUAUACGGAAAGAGAAGAAGGUCUGCCACGCAUCCCACUCCGGCCCCAACCACUCCCAACCUACCUUUCCUGCCCAGUCCUCCAUCCCCAAGACUAACACCACACCCAGACCCUGCUCUGCCAGAUCGCUGUGAGGGGAAAUAUGAUGCCAUUGCCAACAUCAGAGGAGAAGUCUUCUUCUUCAAGGGUGCUUUUUUCUGGCGUGCUCAGCAGUGGGGUUCUCUGGUGUCUUUCAUCCCAGCAUUGAUCCACAACUUCUGGGUUGGGCUCCCCCUAAGGCUGGACCGGAUCGACACAGUCUAUGAAAGGAGCGACGGACACAUCAUCUUCUUCAUUGGAGCCCAGUACUGGAUGUUCAAAGACAGGGCCUCUUUGCCUGGGUACCCACGCUCCCUAGAGGAAUGGGGCAUGCAUACCAUGGAGGGUCGGCCACUGGAGAGGGUGGAGGCGGUGUUUGUGUGGGCGCACAAUGGGAAAACGUACGUGUUCAGCGGAGGGGAGUUCUGGAGAUUUGACGAAGGGGGGCAGGACAGGAAAUUGGAGGGGGGGUACCCCAAAAUGGCCUCCCUCUGGACAGGGGUGCCCUCUGACCCAGAUGACAUCAUCAGCUGGGGAGACGGAGAUGCUUAUUUCUUCAAGAACACCUCCUACUGGGUGCUAAAGAGAGGGGGGUUGGACCAGGGAAGUAUCACUCCAAAAUCCACAGCAGUGGAUUGGAUGAAAUGUAAGGUUGGUGGACCAACUCCCACCCACUUACCCAAGAUGCCUCGCCCUACAGGCAGAGACUGUGACCGGAGCAGAACUGUAACAAUACAAGCAUCUUAUUGGCUAAUCAUAGUGUCUGUUUCUGUUUUGUUGUUAUUUUCUGUUUCUGUAUGUUAGUAUUCACUGUUUUCAAUGUUUUUUGUCUCUGUCAACUACAAUGAUUUGGUGAAAAUUAAAUAGAUAAAAAGACAGACAGCAAGCAGGGUUCAGGAGUUGUGAUGAUUUCAGUGCUCAGAGGACUAUAAGACAUUUACAGUGUAUUUAAGUAUGUCCAUCUGGUCAUUAGGUCUUGUGAUGUACUUUAUGUCACCUGAUAUGAUGUUAUCUGUACACCAAGUAUGCCUGUCCUUUGUUGCAAAGACAAUUUACACAUGGGAUAUGAAAUUAUACUAUUCUAUCCUAUCCCGUGUAAUGCCAUGAUUGGUUCAAUUAUUAUUUAGUCGUUCUGAACUUAACUUAGGGGCACGUUCAGUUGAUUGAAUGUUUUGCUACAUUUGCGAACAAGAACACAGAGAUGUUGGUAAAGAUAAGAUAUCGAGAACAAUGAUGUAAUUCAAAUCAACAUGUAUUUGUCAUAUGCACAGGAUACACAUGGUGUACAAUUAAAUGCCUUCUUGCAGGUUCACCUCUUAGAUUGUAUUAAAAAAAUAAUAAUCAAGAAAUGUAAAUGAAAAAGGCUGAGAUUUUUUGGGGCAUAAAACACAUGAACAAUAAGUCCCAAACACAAGAUGUGUUGUGACAAUACUGAAUGCAAAGUGUGUAAAUGUGCCCAUAUAGUUUCAUAAACAUAUGAUCCAAAAGCAAAUGAAUCAUCACUAACAAAAAUGAAUGAUUAGCAAUAAUGUUGCGGGUAACAUUAUAUAGAACUCAGCAGUGUCAAUUCCCAUGAAUUGACAAAUGACUGACGGCAUCAGAUAAACAAUGCUAGAACCAUUACAUUCUAAACCGUCAACAUGUGAGCUAACAAUAGCUGAAACUUAAUAGCCUAAAGCUAGCUAGAGAUUGGCGAAGCUAAAUUCAGUUAGCAUGAAGCUAGCGAACUGUGAAAUACUAUUUCCUUAAAAAUAAACACUUUCAACACAUUUUAAUGUAAUGUCGGAAGGGAUUCAGACCCCUUCACUUUUUCCAUAUUUUGUUAGGUUAGAGCCUUAUUCUAAAAUAGAUUCAAUGUUUUUUUCUCUCUCAGCAAUCUACACAC
Molecule: messenger RNA, 4153 nt
Organism: Oncorhynchus keta (chum salmon)
Lineage: Eukaryota; Metazoa; Chordata; Actinopteri; Salmoniformes; Salmonidae
Gene: mmp25a
Product: matrix metallopeptidase 25a
Exons: 9
Coding region: 1279-3072 (597 amino acids)
Biological process (GO): collagen catabolic process; extracellular matrix organization; proteolysis
Cellular component (GO): extracellular matrix
Molecular function (GO): zinc ion binding; metalloendopeptidase activity
Source: RefSeq, a predicted model, not a curated record